GAUCUUUCGCAACUGGCUAACCUUCAGAUCGCGUUGACCUUUUUUUAUACCAUAGAAUUUCAUAAUGUCAUGUCCUAAGAUUUCGAUCUACCUCGCUCGAUGCGCUCAAAACGCUCGAAGCAGCUUCUCUCUGGUCGUUCCUUCCUUAUUGUCUAUUGAUAUUGCUCUUUCCUCGUCAAUAUCCGAUUUUUUGCUUUUUCCUGAAAAUUGUAGAGCGUUGUUUACAAUGGCUGUUGAUACUCAAAUAGUUUUGAACCAAUGUUUUCAUUCAUCACCUGUCUCUUUGCUUUGGCCCAUGGAUUGAUUCGUUCCCUCAGCAGCAUCCCAGUCUGCAAGGACUACAGUCACUCACUUCGGAGUCCACAUUGCGUCUUGCAACAAGUGAUAUCGCUAUAAUGGCUCUUCUACCACAUGGUCGUUUCGAUUCUUCUUUGCUUAGUGUCGCACAUUCGUGGUCAGGCACCCCGCCUCCCCUUCAAGAGUCUCAAAAUACUCCAGGCACCUUACGGCAUCAUGAUAUCCGGAGCCCUUCAUCGGGAUCUUUCAUCUCAACGCCAUCUAGACCCGGCUCGUUGAAAACAAGGAAUGAGAAUGAACCGCCUGGAGCGGUUUCGGGAUCAUCGCUCCACCUUUCAGGUCUGCUGACGCCUUCAGAUGUCUCGCGCAAGUCAUCUGGUCGUUUCUCUCAAAAGUCUCAAAAGUCCCAGAAGUCCCAAAAGUCUGGAAAUUCAAACCGGAUUCCAGAGCCUCCACAACCGGAGAUCCCAACGAAGCAUAACGUUGCUGUCGAAUCUGGGGAUCUUGAGGAGAUCGAUCUCGGCCCUCCCCCACCCACUUUGCGUGUUCGGAAUAAUCCUAGCUCAACGCCUUUAUUUGGACCUAGAAACUUUCUUGAUGUGCCUAAAAGGGAUGCGACGAUAGAAGGUACGCCGAGUACACUAACAAGUGCAACGCCGAGUUUUCAAGAGACUACAGCUCAAGCCAAAAAACCGGAGCAUUCGGCCAAGUGGAUUCAUAAGUGGAUGGGGUCACUCAAGAAGAAAAGUUUAAAACGGCAGCAGGCUGUUGUUUCCCGUCUUGAAAGGCAGCCAAUGGAUGAUUUUGAUGAUGAUGUCUGCUAUCCGCUUCCUGAUAUUCUGGAUACUAAUGAUGAAGCCACCAAUAGCAGAAAAGCCCCUUCAUUCAGUUCCACCGCUUUUGUGACUGCAGUCAAAACGGCAAGUCUCAGCCUAGCAAGCCUUGGUGCUCCAGCGCAUCGAAAAAGCGCCAGAUCCUCUCGUCGCAGGAACACCAACAGGAGCAGUCGUCUUUCCUUUAGAGAUGGAAGGAGAUCAACUGAUAGCCGUCCAGAGAAACCACUGAUUGAUGCAGAAAUUUGGGAUCGCUCAGUGAAACGUCGGAAAGCCAUCGAAGAGCUUAUCAGUACAGAAGAAAGUUAUAUCGCCGAUUUGAAACUUCUUAGUAAUGUGCGCGGAACGUCAACAGAUAGAACAGACCUAUGCUUACUUUGAUUUGCUAGGUGUAUAUUUCUCUGCUCGCAGAAGUCCCUGAAGUUUCUCCGCAAACUCGUGCAUCAGUUCACCACUCCCUUAAUGAGAUUCUUCAAUUACACGAGGAUCUUCUUGGCGAGCUAUUUCGUGUCGUUCCUUAUUCAGAAUACAGCCAGAAACAAUAUCGACAACUGCCGACGGCUGAUUUUCGCAAGCA
This is a messenger RNA of Xylona heveae TC161, 1707 nucleotides long. RefSeq lists its product as hypothetical. The record is from RefSeq and is a predicted model, not a curated record. The transcript has a single exon. Lineage: Eukaryota; Fungi; Ascomycota; Xylonomycetes; Xylonales; Xylonaceae. The coding region runs from base 396 to 1511 and encodes 371 amino acids.